Molecule: messenger RNA, 2646 nt
Organism: Myotis lucifugus (little brown bat)
Lineage: Eukaryota; Metazoa; Chordata; Mammalia; Chiroptera; Vespertilionidae
Gene: MARVELD1
Product: MARVEL domain containing 1
Exons: 2
Source: RefSeq, a predicted model, not a curated record
CUCACGCUGCUGGGCAAGCACGAGCUGGUGCCCGUGCUGGGCUCGCGCUGGCUCGUGGUCAACGUGGCGCACGACCUGCUGGCGGCUGCGCUCUACGGCGCCGCGACAGCCAUCAUGAUCGACCAGACGCAGAGGCACAGCUACUGCAACCUCAAGAAUUACCAGAUGCCCUGCGCCUACCACGCCUUCCUGGGCGCCGCCGUCUGCGGGGGCCUCUGCCUGGGCCUCUACCUGCUCUCGGCGCUCUACAGCUGCUGCCGCCGCUACCAAGGCGAGCAGGAGGUGGCGUGAGACGCCCCCCGCGGGCGGGGGACCCUGAGGACACCAGCGCCCCAGCCCUUCCUGCCGCCCGCGCCCGUGCGCCCUGGCACCCUCCCUCGCGCUGCGUUCCCGCCACCGCCACCGCCCUCGCCCAGGCACCCGGACACCCAGACAGACACCCAGACACGCAGUUCCCUCCCGACGGCAGCGCCACCGCCCAGAGCCCGGACCGCUGCGUGGGAUGCGCAGUCUCCAGGGGCCCGAGCAGGACGACAUCCGCAGGGCGGACGCACACUCCCAUUCCCCUCCCGAGGCCAGACCUCGCGGUUCCUCUUCCCCUUCCCCGCUGACAGCGAGACGUGGACAGGCGCCGCGUAGAUCCGGUGGAGGCUCCCAAAUUGUUGCCAGUCAUCUGGCGGCGCCCCUGCCCCCUUCCUGCCGCCCCGCGCUGGGAAGAGCACCCCCUUUCCCUGGGCCCUCUGCCAGCCUGAGGGCUGGGAAAGGCAGGCAUGUAGCCAGCCGUGGGCAGAGCUGGAGACAGGCCGCCACUGGCCCCGGGAGGAGCGACGAGUCUGGUUUUAGUUCGGGAUUUUUCGGACAUCCUGCGCCGGUCCUACCCGGCCCAUCGCUUGGUGCUUUGAUGUCUUGGGGUGGGGCCUAGCUCCAAAGGUGAGGAUGGAUGGUCAGGGCCUGUGGGCUGUAUUCUUGCCUCUGUCUGUUCGCCUUUGUCCCCUCGGUUCAUGGAGGCCAGACCCAAACGCACACUAGCUUUCCCAGCCUGACUCACAGGCCUCUGCUCCACUCCCACCUCCCAAUAUCUUUCUGCAUUAGGGACCCCACAGGACCGCGGGGGAAUGUUAGGGCGAGCUCCCUUCCGUUUUACAGAGGGAACCCUAGAGCUUGCUUGUAAGAAAAGCCAGAAUAACGUUAGAACCUUGUCUCCCAGCUCCCCUUCCAGCGCUGUUGGAAACAGUGGUGUUCCCUGGGAUCCUGCUCAGGAGUUACCCUCUCAAAGAGGGUUUCCAGGCUGAAUGGGUUUGUCAAAGGUGCUAUCCCCCCUUCCCGGGGAGUCACUGGCACAUCCAAGGCUCCGAGAAGUCCUGCCGUAAAACCAGGCAAUAAGAAGUGUUUCUUGCCCCUGGGCCUGGAUCAGAUUUUGCCACCUAAGGUUCCCCUGCAGUCUUGGCUUUCAUUUCUUCCUAGUGGGCCCAACCCGUUGGUCUUUCUGAAGACUUGGGGUGCUCCCUCUUUCCCAGGGACUUUCUCUAGCAGAGGGAGGGCCCAGCCCAUGAGGGAAAAUAACUGCUCCUGGACAGGCCAGGGAGAGGCCUGGGACCUGGUGGAUCGGAACAUUCCUUUACAUCGUUUGGGAAAUGAAGCCAAAGUUACCCAGAUGGUCUCCCAGUCAAAGGGAAUGACACCUGCAAGAGAGCCUGGCUCUGCCUGUGACGGCGGUCACACUCACCGAGAGAGGAAAGCUCUGGCGCUGGGGUGGACAGCUGGCCCAGCCUCAGGAAGGUUUCUGUGUUGCAGGAGCCAUGGAGAUUCCCAGGGAUCCGGGCCUGUGUCAACACAGGGUUUCACAGCGGGGGAGGGAAGGACCUCUGCCCAGCAGCUUUCUGUCAGCACCAUCCAGUGGAAAAACCAAGAUGGGUGAAGAUUCAUUUCGCCUCAACAUAAGAGAAAUCCUGAGUGCUGUGACUUGGGCACAAUAUUCCAAACAUCUGGAACUGAGCCGUGUGCCUCUGUACCCUAAGCAGCGGGUUUUGGCUCCAGCUUUUGUUCCUUUUCUCUGUUCUUAUACCACCAUCUAAACUGCAUCCUCCGCUCAGAUCCGGACCCCUGAGGAUGCUGUCUUAGUCCCCCCAGCCCAUGGUGCUCGGUCUGUGGUCCAGUGACCCUACUCAGGAGCAGAUUUCUCCUUGGCCUUCAUGGUACCUUAUUCACCCAGAUGUGCCUGAAAUAUUUCAAUGCUCACUGGCUCUUCCAGAUGUGCCUUGUGCUUGGCCUCCCACUGCUUCUCCAGAUGUGAGAAGGGUGUGUAAUAUGGCCCCACAUCCUCCCCUCCCCCUGGAGGCCCUGUGCCAUGGGAAUGGCCACCUGAUCUGGCCCAGAAUGUUUGGAUACUGGAGUCUAUCUCUGGCUUCUCUCUCUGGACUCCAGGACUCAAUCUAGCCCAAGACCACUGUGGGCUGCUCCCAGCCCAAAGCCUAGGACCACUUGCAGACCCAGGAGAGGAUUUUUCCAGCGUUCUACAAUGCUCAAAAGAAAGGGUGGAAAUGGGAGGGCUGAAGGCUGGUAGGGAGAAGGGACCAAUGUGCCUCAUUUAAGAGUCCAAUGGUGAUUACUAAUAUGCUUUUAUGAAUAAAGUUUAGUUUGACUGAU